UUAAGAUUUACGGAGUAAAAGUUAAGUCAGCAGAGCGAUUUAAGGCCAGAGGCCAACAAUCCAGUGCUGAUUCUCGAUUAUAUUUCUAUGUUUACAUCUUACAGCCCAGCCCUUCAUAUCAAUGAUUAUAUAUACCCGUUUACACUGCUCAGUUCUCUCCAAAGAUUUGCCACUCUCUUUUUUUCCACCUUGCCACAUGCAGUCUUAGUUUCUUUUCUUGUGAUGCACUAAUGCAGAUGACAGAACCACCGUUUUUGCCGCGUGAGAGGCUUUUUAAGGAGCAGCAGUAUUUCCAGAGCUUGAGCAAGCACACUCAUCUGAAAGGGCGUUACGAUGCGAUCACCUCCGUCGGCAUCCCCCUUGCGCUCGCUGCCUUGAGCCUGUUCAUGAUUGGUCGUGGUGUCUACAACAUGUCUCACGGAAUCGGGAAAAAGGAGUGACCGUCAGUGGCUUCGCUGCUGGGUCGGUACUUUGACAUGGGAGCGGUUCUUUGAAAGGAUUUUGCUGUUCGAAGGUUAUGAGCCCGUAACGUCUAUUUAAGUUGCACAAAUAAAGCUACAGUAAAGUUCCAUCUGUGGAUGGAUUUCUAGUUCUCCUUUCGUUGGUUCUUGCGGGCACCUGGUGUCAGCGAACCGAUGCUGAAUUGGCAGCAACAAUGUUCAAUUAUCGGCAAUGUUGCUAUGUGUUCUCUUUUAACCUGUGGUAUACUAUACAAGUCUUUCAGGCGAUCAUGGUGUAUUUUAUGUUCGA
Molecule: messenger RNA, 750 nt
Organism: Aegilops tauschii subsp. strangulata
Lineage: Eukaryota; Viridiplantae; Streptophyta; Magnoliopsida; Poales; Poaceae
Source: RefSeq, a predicted model, not a curated record